GGCUGGGCGGGGCGCGGGUCCGCAGACAGCAAGACUUAUUGCCCCGCUCCACCCGGCAGACUGACCAGGGAGCGGGGGCGGGGUCGCCCUAGGGGGCGCGGGCGCAGGUGGCCCGGCGCCCCGAGGAGCCCUAGGGCCCUGGAGCUGCGGCGCUCGGCGAGUCGAUCCGGGAUCGGUAGCAGCUCUGGUAGCACCAUGUCUCGGGCAGCGGAGGCCCUGCUAGCCGGCCGGGUAGCGGUUCCAGGGGGCCCGGCGGGAGGCGCAGCGUCAAGGCGCAGUAGCAGCUAGGGCGGGCUCGCCGCCAGGCGCCUCCUGGGUCCCCCGCCCUCGAGACCCAACUCCAGCCCGGGAACAAGUUGAGCUGGCGACGGGAAGCCGGGUUGCAGGACCACUGGCCCGCCAUGCCGGCGGUCAAGAAGGAGCUCCCGGGCCGUGAAGACCUGGCCCUGGCUCUGGCCACUUUCCAUCCGACUCUGGCGGCGCUGCCACUGCCGCCGCUGCCCGGCUACCUGGCGCCACUGCCUGCCGUGGCCGCGCUGCCUCCGGCAGCCUCGUUACCGGCCGCGACCGCUGGCUACGAGGCUCUCUUGGCUCCGCCGCUCCGCGCCUCGCGCGCCUACCUGAGCCUGCAUGAGGCCGCCCCACACCUCCACCUGCCCCGGGACCCUCUGGCCCUCGAGCGCUUCUCGGCCACGGCGGCCGCGGCACCGGAUUUCCAGCCGCUGCUGGACAACGGCGAGCCAUGCAUCGAGGUGGAGUGCGGCGCCAAUCGCGCGCUGCUGUACGUGCGCAAACUCUGCCAGGGCAGCAAGGGUCCGUCCAUCCGCCACCGCGGCGAGUGGCUUACACCCAACGAGUUCCAGUUUGUCAGCGGCCGCGAAACGGCCAAGGACUGGAAGCGCAGCAUUCGCCACAAAGGGAAAAGUCUGAAGACGCUUAUGUCCAAGGGGAUUCUGCAGGUGCACCCUCCGAUCUGCGACUGUCCGGGCUGUCGAAUAUCCUCCCCGGUGAACCGGGGGCGGCUGGCAGACAAGCGGACAGUCGCCCUGCCCCCUGCUCAAGUGCUGAAGAAAGAACUGACCCCUAGCUUCUCAGCCAGUGAUGGCGACAGCGACGGGAGUGGGUCGGCCUGUGGGCAGCGGCCAGGCUUGAAGCAGGAGGACGACCCACACGUCCGUAUCAUGAAGAGAAGAGUCCACACCCACUGGGACGUGAACAUCUCCUUCCGAGAGACGUCCUGCAGCCAAGACAGUGACCUCCCCACUCUCAUAUCCAGCCUGCACCGCAGCAGCCACCUCGUGAUGCCCGAGCACCAGAGCCGCUGCGAGUUCCAGGGAGGCGGCGUGGAGAUAGGCCUGGGCAGCGCAGGUGACCUGUUGGGCAAGAGGCUGGGCCGCUCCCCCCAUAUCAGCACCGAUUGCCCCUUGGAGAAGAAGGCUCGAAGCAAGUCCCCCCAAGCAGAGACUCUGUUACUGCCGGAGCUGGGGCCCAGCAUGGCCCCGGAGGGUCACUACCGCAGGCUGGUGUCUGCACUGAGUGAGGCCGGCACCUUCGAGGACCCGCAGCAUCUCUACCACCUGGGCCUCCCCAGCCAUGAUCUCCUGAGGGUCCGGCAGGAGGUGGCUGCAGCAGCUGCGAGGAGCCCCGGGGGCCUGGAAGCCCACCUGCCCUCAUCCACACCAGGUCAACGUCGGAAGCAGGGCCCUGCUCCAGCUGGUGCCCCGUCUUUCUCAGAGAGGGAACUGUCACAGCCGGCCCCCUUGCUGUCGCCCCAGAAUGCCCCGCACAUCGCCCUGGGCCCCCACCUCAGGCCUCCCUUUCUGGGGGUGCCCUCGGCUCUGUGCCAGACUCCAGGUUUCGGCUUCCUGCCCUCUGCCCAGGCGGAGAUGCUCGCCCGGCAGCAGGAGCUCUUACGGAAGCAGAACCUGGCCCGAUUGGAGCUGUCGGCGGAGCUGCUGCGUCACAAGGAACUGGAGGGCGCACCCCGGCCACAGCUGCUGGCGCCGGAGGCCACGCUGCGCCCGCCCAAUGGCGCCGAGGAGCCGCAGCGGCGCGGGGCCAUGCUGGUGCUGAGGCACAGCUCUGUGCCGGCUCCGGGUCUGCCGCCGCAGGGACCCCCGGGCCCGGGCCCUCCCACCCCGCCCCGGGAGCCCGCCCGCCGAGCCCCUCGAAAGGGGGGCUCCAGCCCUGCCUCAGCCCCACCCAGUGAGCCCAAAGAGAUUGCUGGGACUGGGCUCUGGGUUCAAGAUGGGUCUGAAGAUGAGCCCCCCAAGGACUCAGAUGGAGAGGAUCCUGAGAUGGUGGCUGUUGGAGGCCAGGGCCCCGCCUCUGGUCCAGGCCUGACUGCAGGGGCCAGCUCAGAGGGGAAGGGGCUUCUCUCAGGGUCCAUGCUGCCCCCUCCGCUGCCCCUGGGCUUGCCCUACGUCAGCCCCUACUUCCACACAGGAACCACGGGGGGCCUCUUCACGGACGGGGAGGAAGCUGUGGCCCCCGAGGACGUCAGCAAGUGGACAGUGGAUGACGUCUGCAGCUUCGUGGGGGGCCUGUCUGGCUGUGGUGAAUAUGCACCGGUCUUCCGAGAGCAGGGCAUUGAUGGGGAGACCCUGCCCCUGCUGACUGAGGAGCACCUCCUCACCACCAUGGGGCUGAAGCUGGGGCCCGCUCUCAAAAUCCGGGCACAGGUGGCCAAGCGCCUGGGCAGAGUCUUCUACAUGGCCAGCUUCCCUGUGGCUCUGCCGCUGCAGCCACCAACCCUUCGGGCCCCAGAGCGGGAGCCCGCCUCAGGGGAGCAGCCCCCGUCCCCAGCAGUGGCCCCCUCACCCUAUGGGGCAGGGCAUCCCGCUGCCAGCCGAGCCUCCCCAGAGCCAGAGAGUGGGGCGGUGGCUCUGCUCCCCGGGCCUGUGGAUCCCUCCCAGCCCCUGUGCUGAGUUGGGGGUGGGCUGCUCAGGCCCCUGCCCACCAGUGCCAGCUGCUGCCAAGCAAAGGCUCCUCCCCCACAACUUAUUUUCCUUUGGUUUUGGAAGCAAAAACACAAGUUUUGAAAGGAAAAUACGUGACUUAAGAGGAAAGGAAUGUUUCCAAAGAGACUGGGGGUGACGGCUGAGCCCAGUGCAGAAUCCGAGUCUGGGCGCCACAGAGAAACCAAAGACGCGCGGCUGCGCAGGCCCCGGCCCGGCUCCCUCUGGACCUGGGGCUGCCGGGAGGGUUGCCGGGACCCUGACCUUAGGCAAGAGGGGCCUGCCGCCCUGGGGGCUGCAGUGGGCAGGCUCCACAGUGCAGGUGUCAGUCCCCAAGGACGCCACUCCAGGGAUCAGCACAGCACUUAAUACUUUCUGGUAUUUUAUGUUGUAAAAAUAAAGCUCCAUCCAGAAUCUA
This is a messenger RNA of Artibeus jamaicensis (Jamaican fruit-eating bat), 3375 nucleotides long. RefSeq names its product sterile alpha motif domain containing 11 (gene SAMD11). Gene Ontology annotation, molecular function: RNA polymerase II cis-regulatory region sequence-specific DNA binding; DNA-binding transcription activator activity, RNA polymerase II-specific; protein binding. The transcript is spliced from 14 exons. The coding region runs from base 402 to 2927 and encodes 841 amino acids. Lineage: Eukaryota; Metazoa; Chordata; Mammalia; Chiroptera; Phyllostomidae. Gene Ontology annotation, biological process: positive regulation of transcription by RNA polymerase II. The record is from RefSeq and is a predicted model, not a curated record.